AUGAAGGCCGUCAUUUCCCUUACCCUGCUCGCCGCCGCCGCGUCGGUCUCCGCUUUCACAAUUGAGUUCGUAAACAACUGUGAUUACACUGUGUGGCCCGCCGUCGGAAAGGCGCCAAACGGUGUUCCCGAUACCUCGGUUGCUUACGGCGUCGAGCUCGAAGCCGGAGACUCCCAGAGCUUCAGCGUCGACGAUACUGAGACCGGUAUUCGCGCUUGGGGCCGUACCGGGUGCGAUUCUAACGGUGAUAACUGCCAAACCGGUGCUUGUGUCGGCGGUCUCGUCUGCACCGACGCCGGAAUCACCGCCGGCGUCAUCCUCAGCGAAUUCGGCUACGCCGACUUCGGCACCGAAUGGGGCGGCGAACGCACCUCCUGGGAUCUCUCCAUGGUCGACUCUGACCUCAACAUCGACACCUCGCUCACCGUGUCGGACGGUCAAUCCGUCAGCUGCACCAGCUGCGACUGUUCGUCCGAUGAUGCGUACACGAGUUCCACGGAUUAUUCGGCGGAUCGGAAUUCGGAUUUGGGAUUGACGUACACGCAUACGUUCUGUGCUUAG
Stereum hirsutum FP-91666 SS1 is the source of this 561-nucleotide messenger RNA. Its product is annotated as Osmotin thaumatin-like protein. The coding region runs from base 1 to 561 and encodes 186 amino acids. The record is from RefSeq and is a predicted model, not a curated record. Lineage: Eukaryota; Fungi; Basidiomycota; Agaricomycetes; Russulales; Stereaceae. The transcript is spliced from 4 exons.